This is a messenger RNA of Musca domestica (house fly), 1584 nucleotides long. It is a transcript of the gene meigo, whose product is annotated as solute carrier family 35 member B1 homolog. The record is from RefSeq and is a predicted model, not a curated record. Bases 206 to 1219 code for a protein of 337 amino acids. Gene Ontology annotation, molecular function: UDP-glucose transmembrane transporter activity; UDP-galactose transmembrane transporter activity. Gene Ontology annotation, cellular component: endoplasmic reticulum membrane; Golgi membrane. The transcript has 3 exons. Gene Ontology annotation, biological process: UDP-galactose transmembrane transport. NCBI's taxonomy places the organism in Eukaryota, Metazoa, Arthropoda, Insecta, Diptera, Muscidae.
AAAAUCCUUAACGGCUUUGUAAUCCAAUUCGUUAUGACGUGUAGUAAAAGUUGUUGUUGAGCCGACUUCAAUUAAACCACAAGCAACAAUAAACUAUGUUUUAAUAACAUAAAUUGACAACAAAAGACAACAAACAAUAGCGCAGCAUAGAACACGUCAUAUCACCUGGAAGCCAAUUGGAAAGCAACAGCCGCAGCCAAUCGCCAUGAAAAUACCCGAGAAAAGCCGCUUUUUAAUUUACGCCUUGGGAAUAUUCUUUUGCUAUUUUCUGUAUGGCAUUGUCCAAGAGAAAAUAACGCGUGGACGUUAUGGCCAACAGGCCAAUGAGGAUGGCACGGUGGGUGAGAAGUUUACCUAUGCCCUGGCUUUGGUGUGGGUCCAGUGUUUAUGUAAUUUCAUUUUUGCCAAAGGUAUGUUGACAGUCAAACCCCAAAAGGAAGACACCACCCCCAGAAGUUAUUAUGCCGUCAGUGCAUUGACUUACCUUUUGGCCAUGGUCUCUUCAAAUAUGGCUUUGCGUUGGGUGCCAUAUCCUACCCAAGUUGUGGGUAAAUCUGCCAAGCCCAUACCGGUUAUGAUACUGGGAGUGUUGAUUGGACGUAAAUCAUAUAGCUGGAUACGUUAUGCUUGUGUUUUGACAAUUGUUGUGGGUGUUGUCCUGUUCAUGUACAAAGAAAGCAAGGCGCCGGCAGUGGUUGCCACCGAUAAGACUGGAUUGGGUGAAUUACUGUUGAUUCUUAGUUUGUCCAUGGAUGGCUUAACUGGUGCGGUGCAAGAACGUAUGCGUUCCUCCAGUGCCCCAUCGGGACAACAAAUGAUGUUUGCCAUGAAUUUCUGGAGUACUCUGAUGUUGGGAUUUGCCAUGAUUGUGACAGGUGAAGGCAAGGAAUUUAUCCACUUUGCCAGCCGUCAUCCCGAACUCUGGGGCCACAUGGCCAUGUUGGCUUUCUGUGGCGGCCUUGGCCAACUGUUUAUUUUCCUUAUGGUAUCCGGUUUUGGUCCCUUGGCCUGCUCCGUGGUAACAACUACCCGUAAAUUCUUCACUGUCCUCUGCUCCGUUGUGAUUUUCGGCAAUGUCUUACUGCCACGUCAAUGGUUUGGUGCUGUUUUGGUAUUUGCCGGUCUCUUUGCCGACAUGUUCUAUGGCAAAAAGCCACCAGCCGCAACUAAGAAACCCCUGGCCAAAGACACGGAGGAGAAGAAAAAAUUAAUAUCAUAGAAUUUAUUUGUGAUCCACCAUAGUCCUGGUGAUGACAAGUCUGACCACAAGGAUGCAUAUUAGUGUAAUUGAUCUUUUUCUACUAUUUAACAAAAAUAUUUCCAAACAAUUUUUUUACAUAUUUAUAUUCUAGACCAAAUGAUGAUCUGUACAUUUUGUUGUUUUGUUGAAUUCUUUUUUUUAUAAUAUUUUUUUGUAUAAAGUUCAAAUUAAGCAGCAUAGAAAGCGACAAAAACUGCAAAUAUUUUAUGAAUUUAAGAACAACAAAAAAAAAACUAUACAAAUCAAUGUAUUUUAAUAGAUAAGACAACAAUAAGAAACUAAUAAAUAAUUGUAUUAGCAGAUAAAAUAAAUUCUAGUACAUU